CCUGUGUUUUUGCUUUCUCUUCUUCCAUUUCUCUCUCAGACUCCGUGUUGUGGCGGCAGUCGCCAUGAGGAUGUGAUGCAUGAGCGCGAUCUCGUGCAGCCACUGGAUCGGCGCGAUCUCCACGCCGGCGCCCCGCCGGUGAUCGAAAUCUCGGGAUUCUAGAGGUGAUUUUAGGGUCUGGCGCAGCGAUUCCCAGCGCCGGAGCAGGGUUCUUGUUCUUAGGGUUUUCCAGGCGACGCGAAUUCGCGGACGAAUUGCGGGGAAGCGUGUCCUGGCCUCUGGAUUUAUGACCACUAAUCAGGCGAAGGCGGAUCCAGUUGAAUCGCAGCUCAAGAGAGGAGGAAGCGGCCGUGGAGGAGCUGCUGUGUAUCGAGCGACGCAGGGAUCAGCAAAGGGUGGAGGCGCAGGGGGGCCUGGCCCUUCAGCGAGCGCUCCCCCUCAUUCUAAUCAUCCCACUCCUCGUCCCAAUGCUCAUGGAAGCGCGGGUCGGAGGAAGAAUAACUGGCAGCAGUAUACAAACAAUGCGAAUGGUGGAGAGGCAAUUUUGCAGCCGACUCAUCGGCCUACUGGUGGUAAUGUGUCUGUGCCAGCUCCUAGGCGGCCAGUACACAACAAUGGCAAGCAGCCUCUAUCUCCGAGUACUCCGGAAAAAUCCCAGGCUGAUAUUGCCCGGCAACCAGCAAUGACAUUUCAAUUUGGCAGCUUCAGUCCCGGAGGGUUGGGGCCUAAUGGCGGCGUGCAGAUUCCAGCUCGUACAACAUCGGCUCCUCCAAACCUUGACGAGCAGAAGCGAGAGCAAGCGCAGUAUGAAGCUUCUCGCGCUGGCAAGCUUUUGCCACCCGUUGUUUUGGAUCAUGCACCGCUUCCCCCUACACAACCUGUUCGGCCUGCACACAUGCCAAUUCCGAUGCAAGUUGUCAGCUCUCAACCUCAGAACACGAUUCAGCAGCCUUUACAGCAGCCGGUUCUCCAACACAACCACAAUUUAGUUCAGCCGCCGGCCUUCACACCCGGAGCUAAGUUUCAACCGUCUCCAGUGAUGGGUUCUCAAGUUGGAACCUCGAUCGUGCCUCAGCAAAUGAUGGGACAUCAUGGUCAGUCAUUUCCGUUUGUGCAGCGGGCUAGCAGGGCGUUGAAGAUUGUCAAUCCGGAAACGCAAGAAGAGGUGUUGCCUGCGUCAGUUUUACCAAGGGGGCCGCCAAUCAGACCAAUGAACUUUACCGGGCCGUCGCCGUCGGUGGGUAUGAAUCACUACUCAACGCCACUAUCAACGACAGGCCCGCCGUUUUUCCCUCUGAAUAUGGGGGAUUCUCAGAGGGGUUAUGGUCCUCCUGGAGCAUCUUUUAUCCCCCGUGGCACGCAAGUUGCGACUCCGGCAGUGCCACCCACAGAUUCUCAUGUCGACACUACAGUUACACCAUCUGAGCUUUUAGAUAGUGCACGGGCGGAGGCUGGUACGGAGGCUGUUGUCGACAGUACUGCGGUUACAGAGACGCUCAUAGAAGAGACUACUACCACCACAACCGUAGCAGUGGAUGUUCCACAGGAAAGUGCCGACCAAAUCGUUGAGUCCGGGGCAACAGUUUCUGAAGGUAGCGUAGAGGUUGGUGCACCUCCAACGCCGGAAAGUAGCACAGUGCAGGAGAUAGAGCAGUCGGUUGGAAGUGUCGAUGCAGCUGCAGCUGGUUCUCAAAAGGAUGGCGAUAAUGACGAAAAGCCGAUAGAGGUUGAGAAGCAUGCUGAAACUCCCCCGGUUGCGUUGGAAGUGGAACCACCUGCGGAAGCUGUCCCCAAGUUGGUAUCGGAGUCCGCUUCACAUUCUACUGAGGUGGUCGUCGAAGUGAAACAAGGAAGUAAGAAGAAAAACAAGAAAAAGAUUCUUGCUAAAGCUGACGCUGCGGGAUCAAAUGCCGACCUGUACAACGCUUACAAGGCUCCCGACGAGAAGAAGGAUGAGCUCGUGGUACCGGCAGAGCAACAGGAAGUGGAAGUCAAAGCUGAAAAGAAGCCUUCAGUAGAAGUGGAGCCUCCGAAAGAGUUGGAUGAUUGGGAAGAUGCUGCCGACUUGCCGACUCCGGCACCCAAGCCGGACGACAAUACUCAGCUUUCGACACAGAAGAGAUACAGUAGGGACUUUCUGCUGACGCAAAGGGAACACAACGUGAGCUUGCCACCAGAUUUUGAAGUUAGGCCGGAUAUAGAGGUUAUUUUGGUCCCGCCAGUAGAUAUGGGACUCCGGGGAGUUCCGCGACGACCAGCAGACGAGGACAGGUGGAUUAAGCAGCCUAUAACUCCAUCGGGACGGGCACAGGACAUUCGAGUUGAUGGAUUCAGACCGGGUAACACUUCAGCAGGGAUGAGGUUUCCGCCACCAAUGCUUCCCAACAUGCCGCCUCACAUUGUUCCGGGACGUGGUGUUGAUUCUCUCAGCUGGAUUCAUCCUCAGAAGGGUCUCAUUCCAUCUCCUACGCCUUUGCCUGCAAUGCACAAGGCAGAGAAGCGUUAUGAGAUUGGUAAAGUUUCUGACGAAGAAGACGCCAAGCAAAGGCAGGUGAAGGGCAUCCUUAAUAAGCUCACGCCUCAAAACUUCGAGAAGCUGUUUGCUCAAGUUCAGGACCUGGGGAUUGAGACCGCAGCUACGCUUUAUGGCGUGAUAUCUCAGAUUUUCGACAAAGCCAUCAUGGAGCCAACGUUUUGUGAGACGUACGCACGUUUUUGUGUCCAGUUGUCGGUUGCCUUGCCCGAGUUUACUGAGGAUGGGGAGAAAGUUACUUUCAAGCGGGUUCUUCUGAACAAGUGCCAGGAAGAGUUUGAGCGUGGUAAGAGAGAAGAGGAAGAAGCUGGCAAGACUGAGGAAGAUGGUAUCGCCAUCACCCCGGAAGAACGUGAGAUCAAGCGCGUGAAGGCCCGCAGACGAAUGCUGGGAAACAUCCGUUUUAUCGGCGAGCUGUACAAGGAGAGCAUGCUAACGGAGCGGAUCAUGCAUCAGUGCAUCACGUCGCUCUUGGGAGAAUACCAGAGUCCUGACGAGGAGAAUAUAGAAGCACUCUGCAAGCUCAUGACAACCAUCGGUUCGCUUAUCGAUCACAGCAAGGCAAAGGCUCAUAUAGAUGCUUACUUCGAGAGGAUUUUGGACCUCUCCAACAACCCGAAGCUUCCGUCUAGACUGAGAUUUGGUUUGAAGGACGUUAUCGACCUUAGAAACAAUGACUGGCAGCAGCGAAGAAAGGUUGAGGGUCCCAAGAAGAUUGAGGAGGUGCACAGGGACGCUCAACAGGAGCGGCUUGCCCACACUAGCCGAGACAGAUUUUCUCGCGGUAUGAGCAUGAGGCGUGUACCACCAUCUCCCGGAGCUAUGUCACCGAUGGGUCGAGGAGGAAUGCCAGGUCGUUACAUGCAGGAUGUUCGAAAAGAAGAUCAGUUUUUUAUGGAUAGCAGGCCAAUGCCGAUGCCGAUGCCGCAGAGGUCAGAGGAGUUUACGUUUGUUCCUCAAGGAGGACUUGGAAGGGGUCCAAUGCGUGGUGCUCCCGGGCCCUCUGCACGGAGUGCUUUAGGCGACGUGCCACCUAAGAUGCAAGUGGAUUUUCGACGUCCUGGUACUGCACCAAGUAUGAACAGGGAACCUUACAUAAGCAGGGAUGAGUUCUCGAGGGGUGGUACUGGUUUUGGGGCUGGCGAAAGGCCUAUAUUGGAGAGGCCUAUGUCAGCUGCCCCGGGUGUGAAGGAGUAUCGUGGUUUGGAACGAUCUGCUAGUGAUCGGCUGGCAGCUUAUUCCACAAUAGAAAGGCCAUCGACUCCGCCUACACCUGCACCACAAGUCUCUCAGCCCCCAGCACUGACAGAAGAGCAGCUGAGAAAGAAAAGUACUCUGGCCAUUGAAGAGUACUACAGCAUAAGGGAUGUGAAGGAAGCAGUUCAGUGCGUUGAGGAACUCGGAAGGCCUGACUAUCACGCGAAAAUGGUUUCGCAGUGGAUAUUGGAAUCUUUCGAGAGAAAGGACGUUGAACGGGACCUAAUGGCGACGCUCAUCAAGCAUCUACGAUCGCAGAGCCCUGCGCUACUAACUUACGAUCAAAUGAGAGAAGGGAUAGCGUCUGUUCUUUCUGUGUUUGAAGACACAGUGGUGGACGUUCCGAAAGCCGCUGACUACCUAGGAAGCGUUGUCGGGAAGCUUGUUGCGGAGGAUGUGUUUCCAUUAAUUCAAGUCGAAAAACUGGUAAAAGAGGGUGGGGCGGAGAAGGAUAGUUUACUGCUGAGUACCGACGCAUUGGAGAUUUUUGGUGCUGUCUUGGACACUAUUCGCAAGGAGAAGAACGAGGAAGAAAUGCUACGAUUGUACAAGGCUGCCGGAGUUAACAUUCAAGAUUUUGUCCUAAAUCCUAGACCUGGACAAGUCGAGGCGUUUUUGAGAAAAAAGAAUCUUCUCUGUCUGGACCCUGUUCUCCCUGUCGAGGGUUAUUUGAAGGAUGCAUUCGCAAACAAUGUGUCCGUUCCCGAAGUUUUGAAAUGGCUGGAGACAAACGCUUCCUCUUUGUUUACAAAUGCUGGGUUUCUACGCAUGUUGAUGACUGAGGUUUUAAACCAGACGGUCCAUCCUGUGCCCUCUGAAGACUACGAGGCUUCUCUCAAACGCACACGGAAGUACUCGGACCUUUUGAAAAGAGUUACUGCUGCAAAUGCCAAAGCUGCCGGCGCAAGUCAAGGACAAUACAUAGUAGCCGUGCAACAAUUUGCUCAUCAUCAUGGCCAUCCUAGCGGCUUAAUGACAGCUUUGUUCAACAGUUUUUACACGGACGAGGUUAUCUCGGAGAAUGCUUUUUUCAAGUGGCAGGACGACGUCAAAGACCCGACCCCUGGAAGAGAACAGGCGAUUCGCGAAGUUGGAAAGUGGCUUUGCUGGCUUCACGAGGCCCCGGAAGAAGACAACUAGCUCGCACCAUCAAACAAGCGCUGGCGUUUUCUAAUUAGGAGGACUUCCCAUGUUGCGGGACUUUGUACAGAUUCGAAAGAGGCCAAUAGGUACAAUUUAUCCGGAGAACUAAUGGCA
Selaginella moellendorffii is the source of this 5047-nucleotide messenger RNA. RefSeq names its product eukaryotic translation initiation factor 4G. The record is from RefSeq and is a predicted model, not a curated record. Gene Ontology annotation, molecular function: translation initiation factor activity; mRNA binding; protein binding. The coding region runs from base 287 to 4930 and encodes 1547 amino acids. Lineage: Eukaryota; Viridiplantae; Streptophyta; Lycopodiopsida; Selaginellales; Selaginellaceae. Gene Ontology annotation, cellular component: eukaryotic translation initiation factor 4F complex. The transcript has 14 exons.